AUGGCAAGAGAUGUGCUGGAGCUAAUGAAGCAAAUUGGGUGGCUCGACUCGGAUUCAUCAAGCUACCCCCAGGACAUCAACAUUGCUGGCAUCAGUCUCGGCGGCAUGAUUGCGCAGGAGCUGGCCCUUUUGAUACCGCAGCGAGUCCAGUCACUCAUCUUGAUCUCAUCAGCGCCGAGACUGGUUCGAACCACACCACUUCUGGACCACACUAUGCAGCGCGUCUUCAUGUUUCUCCCAUCUGGAUUGGAUACAGAAUUGGACAACAAAGCACGCAGAAUCUUCAGCGAUAAGUUUCUUAGAUCCGCGGACACCGGGUCUCUCGAUGCGAAUAUCAGCUUUCCAAAUAAUCACGAUCGUUUCGUCGCAGAAGAGCUUGCGGAGCGGGAAGACGACACAGACGUAUCGCGCAGAAAAGGGGUUCUCCUGCAAGCGGUAGCCGCCGGAUGGCAUUUCAAAAGCUCAGAAGACUUGGCUAAAAUGGGCGAUUUAGUAGGCCGAUCACGGAUCAUGGUCAUGCACGGCACGGCGGACGAGACUAUCACAUUCCCACACUUUGAUUUGUUCAAGACCGGCUUUGGAGACGGGCCGGAGUAUUUCGUGUGGGAUGAAUGCGGCCAUAUACCUCUCUGGGAGAGAGAACACGAGUUCAACGCCCGUAUUGCGCAGUUCGUAUACAGGAACGCCAAUCUCCCGGCCUGA
Molecule: messenger RNA, 702 nt
Organism: Colletotrichum gloeosporioides
Lineage: Eukaryota; Fungi; Ascomycota; Sordariomycetes; Glomerellales; Glomerellaceae
Exons: 1
Coding region: 1-702 (233 amino acids)
Source: RefSeq, a predicted model, not a curated record